GGUGUUGCUCUACUAUAUAACUCCCCUUUUUCUUCUGCUUCCUAACAGCUUUGCCAGUUAUAUUUAGUGCUCCUUUUCCAACCAAUAAUGUCGCUAAAGAUUCUCAACUACAAGUCUUUAGACACUGUGCAUAUCCCAGUUGUGAUUCUCCAUGGUGUUUCCUCCGAGGAGAGUGGUAUUAUUCAGGCCUACUACAACGGGAACUUCUUCCCCCAGCAAUACUUUGACGUUAAUGCCAAAUACUUCAAGGCCUUAAUCUACUUGCAACCUGGGCCCAAUUUGAUCUAUUUAACCUAUUAUCCCGGCUACUUUCGCAAUUCUCUUCCUAUUUUUGAUUCCCAGUCGAGAUUGCAUGUCAAACCAUUUUCGGAAACAAUCACUAUCAAUUAUACGCCUUUGCUAAACAAUCCUCCCCUUCAUUUGUGUUUAUUGGUGGGAAAGGAUUCGCCUAUGACUUUUGAUUCUCCUGAAUGGAAGAAGAAACUUGAAGGCAAUGAUUUAAAUCUAGCUGUCAGAAAACUAAAGUUAGGUGGUAGGUUAAUGCAAGCUUUCACAAAUGAGCAAAUGCUAAGGAACAACCUCGGAAACAGGUGUUUUAGAUUUGAGGAGGAAUAUUCAAAUGACACCUUAUCCAAAGUUGAAAACAAGAAUAAUAAAAACGAUCCCACUUUUACUUACAACAACCUGAGAAGCAACAUUAAAGUCUAUAUUUUGAAGUCAGAAAAAACUGUUUCUCAAUUAAGGGAUCCACACCUAGCUCAGCAAAACAACAAUGGUAAAAAUAAAGGUGGAUUAUUUGGAAUUGCUUGUGAUGCCUUGAAAAAAUAUGGUGCUCCUUUUGAUAAACCUUCACAAUGCGCUGUCAUGUUUUUAGAUACUCAUUGGGACUCUGACAAAAACUUGAUUUUAGCCCAUGCUGCCUUGGGUGGUUCAAUUGACCGUUAUAAACUUGCAAUUUUCGGUUCUCAUGGAUUAUGGUCAUGGCCAUCAUCCUUUGAAGAAUUGCAUUUAUCCUUUUCAGAAUGCAUCAAAACAAAUACAAAAGAAGUUGCUAACGACUGUAAUGAAUGUGGCUCUGCUUGGGAAUGUCUAAAUGUCACCUUGGGUGCCUUUUUACACGAAAUUGGCCAUUUAUUGGGCUGUCCUCACCAACCUUCUGGUGUUAUGUUGAGAGAUUACGUCACCUUUAAUAGAUCUUUUAUGACAAUUGAACAGUACUCAACAAGAACAAAAAGUAAUGGCCUAUUUCCAAUUUUACCUAAAGAUGAAUGUGAUUGGCAUAGAUUAGAUCUACUAAGGUUUUUAUAUCAUCCAAGUUUUAAAUUACCAAACGAUUGGAUUGACAACUCAGUUCCUAAUUACCCCGAUAUCUACCCUCAAAAAACUGUUUUAUAUCCCUUAAAUGAUGGUAAUAUUGUCUGUAAAUCAAGUACUGGUAUCUAUUUAGUUGAAUUACACACAGAUGAUAAAUGCAGGGCUCACUUGGAAUAUUUACCCAAAAAUCUUAAAAACGGAGUUGGUCCCCAAAACGAAAUAUUAUUAAACUAUUAUGGCUUGGAAAAUUUAUUACCGCAAGAUCAAAAGGGGAAAAAAUUGUCCUUGGAAAUCUUAUCAAUUGGUAGUCAAUACAAAAUUGAUGAUUUUUUAAAAUUAUCAAACGAAUCUUCAAAAAGUCGAAUCACUGGUCAUUUUGGUUUAAACAGAGGUAACUUGGUUGCUUUUAAGUCGUCUUAUUUAGGCUCAAAAGAUAACCAAGAAAGACCAUUUAUCACCUUCAACCCACGAGAAGUGAUAUGUGUCAGAGUGUAUCAUGGUGGUGCUUUAGACGGUGUUGAGUUUAUGACUAGAUAUGGUUCAAAUUUUGUUGGAAAUAAAACAAAAAAUUAUACUGACUUUCCUUUAAACAAAAAUGAAUCUAUAUCUUCAUUUAAGUUGAAAUGUGGUUCUUGGGUUGAUGCUAUUCAAAUUAUAACAUCAACUGGAAGACAAAGUGAAAUGCUUGGUAAUAAAAAUGGUGGUGGUUUAGGUGAAUUAUCACCACCGGAAGGUUUUGAAAUUAUUGGUUUAUCAGCAAGAGUAUCGAGUUGGAUUGACGGUCUUGCAUGUAUUUAUGUCAAUGAAUAAAAAAAAUUGAUUGUGAAUUAAAUACAAAUUGUGAUAUAUAUAUAUCAGUAAAAAAUAAAUGAUUGGCGUAUAAUUAAAGUUUAUUAAACUUGAAUCAAUUCUCAUAUUUCGCCCAAAUAGGAAAUGUUGUUUCAAAACACCAUUCAUUAUCAAUAUUUUCAUAUUUGAAAGCAUGUAAGUAUAAUA
Molecule: messenger RNA, 2310 nt
Organism: Ascoidea rubescens DSM 1968
Lineage: Eukaryota; Fungi; Ascomycota; Saccharomycetes; Ascoideales; Ascoideaceae
Product: putative metalloendopeptidase
Exons: 1
Coding region: 88-2124 (678 amino acids)
Cellular component (GO): cytoplasm
Source: RefSeq, a predicted model, not a curated record